AAAGCAGCGCAGCUUGAGCAGGGUCAGAGUGCACCGAGACCAACUGAGAUGAAUGUGACACGAGUUUGACCAGCCGAGAUGAAGUAACCCUGCCGACACAUUCCGUGUCCACCCGGAGGGAAAAAUAACACAAUGGUAUUUCCGUGGGCGGUAUGGCUGCUUCGUUGCAAGUCUGCUUUCCAGCCACGGGGGAGAAUCCAAAGGGUGUGGAUAUGUUUGUCGAGGCGGGCUGAUAUAUAUGUGAAGGACGUGUUAUCUAUCUCUACCUGGAACGCACAUGACGUACUGUUGGGGGAAUUCGCAUGGGAUCGAAAGUGUUACAUCACCGUAGGGGAAAGUAUGCUGUUGGCGGUAUAAGUUGCUGGUAUAUUGUAACAGAGUAUUUUUACAUAUGUAGAGAGCAUAAUUUACAGUUUUCUUCCUUUUUCAAUUUCAAUAUUUAAGAAGAUUGAAAAAUAUUCAACUGAACAGUAUAUUAUAUCAGCUAUGUUUAGAGUUCUCACCUAUUCUUCUCAAGUUUUCAGCUGGGUUUUUAAUCUUUGUAUCUG
Marchantia polymorpha subsp. ruderalis is the source of this 548-nucleotide messenger RNA. The record is from the annotation of a GenBank genome assembly. Lineage: Eukaryota; Viridiplantae; Streptophyta; Marchantiopsida; Marchantiales; Marchantiaceae.